Molecule: messenger RNA, 177 nt
Organism: Bipolaris sorokiniana ND90Pr
Lineage: Eukaryota; Fungi; Ascomycota; Dothideomycetes; Pleosporales; Pleosporaceae
Exons: 1
Source: RefSeq, a predicted model, not a curated record
UUACCAACGCCUAAUAAUCGUACAUUAUUAACUAUAACUAAGUGCGUUAAUACUGCAGGCUACGCUAUCCUACUAAUAAUUAUUAUUAAAGGCGACGCACUCCUUAAGCGCUACUUUACUAAUUUACCUAACAACUAUCUUAUCGCGUAUAGCGAUAGUAGCUAUACAAACGAUUAA